Messenger RNA from Leguminivora glycinivorella, 2752 nucleotides. RefSeq names its product zinc finger protein OZF-like. The transcript is spliced from 2 exons. NCBI's taxonomy places the organism in Eukaryota, Metazoa, Arthropoda, Insecta, Lepidoptera, Tortricidae. Gene Ontology annotation, molecular function: chromatin insulator sequence binding. Gene Ontology annotation, cellular component: chromosome. The record is from RefSeq and is a predicted model, not a curated record. Gene Ontology annotation, biological process: regulation of transcription by RNA polymerase II. Bases 243 to 1844 code for a protein of 533 amino acids.
UAUGUGUGUAUAAGUUAAAUAUCGUAGUAUAUUUAUGGGAUUGAGAGCUUGAGAUGAAUGGAAUAGAUUAGGACCAUAAGGCCGACAUUUCGCGUCGUCAGGCGCUUUGUUUCGUCGUAAUCUUUUCUAUUAAAACAGGAACAUUUUUAUUUAGGUCGUAAUUCUUAAUUGAAUGUUCCCAAUAUUCCUAGAUGAUGGUUUAUAAUGAAAGUGUACCAAAGACCAAAACACAAUAAGCUAACAUGGACGGAGAAAUAGAACAAAUCUUCAUAAAACCAGACAUUGCUCAUUUGAAAGUUGAAGUGGAAUGUGAACAGGAAAGUAGCGAUGACCCGUACCGGCCGCCCGAGCAUGUCUUCAAUGUCAAGAGUGAAGAUGGAAGUAGCUUACUCUUUCCUGACUCAAUUAAUGAAAUCCAUAAAACAAAUUCAGUAGAAAUUGUUGGCAAAGUAUAUGAAAAUGGUAAAAUAAACAGAUUACAAUGCCCACAGUGUGAUAAUACUUUCAAAAACAGAGCUAACCUGAAGCAACACCUCAAGUUUGUGCAUUCAUCAGAAGAUGAUAUUGUUGAAUGUGAUAAAUGUUACAGGACUUUUAAGUCAGUUGGCCAUUUACGCUCACACAACCACUCGGUUCACGCUGAAGAAAAAGAAGUGACCUGUGAACAUUGUGGGAAAGUUUUCUCAAAUAAAAAACGCUUAAAUAAUCAUAUUUUCUAUUCACAUCCCGAACCUGAAGAAAGUGUCAAUUGCAGUGUCUGCUCUAAAUCUUUUAAGCGCAGAUAUAAUUUGAAAAUACAUAUGAGACUUGUACAUCCUUCUGAAGACAGAUCUGUACAAUGCCCGCAAUGUGACAAGAAGUUUAAAGUAGAUAUGUUACUGCAAAGACAUAUUAAGUGGAGUCACCCACAAGAUGGAAUGAUGUACCGCUGCCCAGAAUGCGGGAGAACAUUACCAUCUAUCGCUUGCUUCAGAAAGCACAUGCAGAACGUCCAUUCCGGCUCGCAAGAUGCUGUUUGCAAAAUCUGCUCCAAAGUGUUCAAAACAGUCAAGACUUUGAACAGACACGAGAGAAUUGUCCACGGAGGUGCAAAAGUCGAAGCCAAGCCCGGCAAAGUAGGAGAUAUACCAUGUUCGCAAUGUGACAAAAAAUUUACUACCAACACAGCUUUGUUUUGGCAUUUUGAGAGACAUCAUUCGGAGAAUAAAAGAAGCAACGCUUGUCAAAUAUGUAACAAGGAACUGUCAGAUCAAGGGAGUUUGAAAAGACAUUUAGAAAUGGUGCAUUCUUUUGACCCCGUCAAUUGUCCUAUAUGUUCGAAGACUUUUAAAAGUCACAUGAAUUUACAGAGGCACAUUAGAGUCACCCACGCUCCACCAGAAGCCGCCCAAAAGUGUGACAUUUGUAACAAAACUUUCAAAUGCUCUAUGCAUUUGCGAAUACACGUAAACGCUGUACACUCCACUGAGGGCAUUUUCACAUGUGAUAUUUGCGACAAGGAGUUUUCCUCAAAGAAGUACAUGUUGAAGCAUAAGAAAACUCAUGUAGAUGUGAAGCUUUUUCCUUGUGGAAUUUGUAGCAAGAUGUUUAAAUGUGUUAAUGAUGUUAAAAAACAUACUAAGAGAGUGCAUCUGAAGACGCCAGUGAAGACAGAACAUUUAGAAGCAGAGAGUACAGAAGCUGCAAGUUAUACAGACAAUAUGGAAGCAACUAGUUCCGGAGCACUGAAUUGUUCAAAGUGCGGUGAUAAUUUUGAAAAUGAAACGGAGCUGCAUUCGCAUAUUAUUAAUUGUGGAGAGCUUCCAGCGUUGGCAUUCGUGAAGGUUGAGAUCCAAGAUAUGUAGUUUUGUACAAAAUAUAAUUAUAAUUUGGGUUUAUAAAGUUUUGUUAGGUUACAUUUUAUUUUACGUGUUAUAAAAUGAUACAAAAUUAGCUUUUAGUACUGGCAAUGUGCUUGGGUGUUACAUUUUUAUUUGUUGAUGUCAAUUAUUACGAAUUUAAUGUGGAACAGACCUUGCAAGAUGUGCCACGAGAUUUUUAAUAGUGGUUGUAAUGAGGACACUCAAAGAUUAUGACAGAUGGCGCCACCUUAUUAGUCCAUUGCACAGAUAAAAAUUUCAUACGUGAGAGCGAGAAGAUAUUUUUUUCUCUCUCAUAUGAAUGACAGUGACAUGCCUAGAAGACACUUGCACAGGCGCCGCCUGGCGGGAUAAAUUGUCAGUGCCUCCUUAUUCAGUCAUCAUGAAAUAUGGCUUGCUAAUAUCAUGCACAAAGGCUGUAAUAUACUUAAUGAGCAUUUCCUUUUUUUUUAGUCCAUUCUUUUUAUUCUGAUAUUUUUGAAUUUUAGGUCUACAAUCUCGAGCACUUUCUAUCUCAGUAGGAAAAAGUGUCCCAGAAACUCCAUACAUUUUUGUUACUUUCCUCUUUUGUUACCCCAUACAAUAUGGAAUAUGGUAACACAAUAGAAAAAAAAUUACUUACCUAUGGGACAUUUUUUUUACCUAUUAGGAUCGAAAACAGGCUUCUGAGUAGAAAUCACAUAAAAUUUAUCAAAAAUAUGACAUACUAAAAAAGAGGACAAAAAAAAAAGACAGGCUCCAUUAAUCUUGUUAAAAUUAAAAUACAAUUAUAUUCUUGUUCUUUCUUCUUGACAUUCCAUUAAUCUAUGGUGUUUUGUAAAAUCUACAUGUUUGUAUAGGUAUACCGUUCUAUUUGUUACUGAAUUUGUGUAAAUAAACAAUUUUAUCAAUUG